AUGGCACUUAAGUAUGCAAUGCGGAAAGCAAUAACAAACAAAGCUGAUGUUUAUAGUUAUGGAGUACUUCUGCUUAAAAUAUGUAGUGGAAAGAGUAAUUCAAAGACCAAAGAAAACCAAGGGAACGAUUAUAUUUUAAAUAAGGCUUGUGUUUUACAUUCAGAGCAAAUGCUUUUGAACUUGGUGGAUACAAAUAUGUCUGGAGAUUGCGAUAAAAAGCAAGCUCUUAAAAUGUUGGAUUUGGCUGUAAAGUGUAUUAAUCUGUCACCUACUUUGAGACCUACAACGUUCGAAAUUUUGAGUGAGCUUGAGCAAAUUUCUAAUUUCAGCACUCCCUCUCCCUCAGCUUGGUUUUUGAGCAGUUUAGUUUUAUCAAAAUGGUUUAUGAAAUAG
This is a messenger RNA of Pistacia vera, 393 nucleotides long. RefSeq names its product probable LRR receptor-like serine/threonine-protein kinase At1g07650. Gene Ontology annotation, biological process: protein phosphorylation. Lineage: Eukaryota; Viridiplantae; Streptophyta; Magnoliopsida; Sapindales; Anacardiaceae. The coding region runs from base 1 to 393 and encodes 130 amino acids. The record is from RefSeq and is a predicted model, not a curated record. Gene Ontology annotation, molecular function: protein kinase activity. The transcript is spliced from 2 exons.